Messenger RNA from Puntigrus tetrazona (Sumatra barb), 4845 nucleotides. It is a transcript of the gene arhgap12b, whose product is annotated as Rho GTPase activating protein 12b. The record is from RefSeq and is a predicted model, not a curated record. The transcript is spliced from 21 exons. The coding region runs from base 600 to 3320 and encodes 906 amino acids. Gene Ontology annotation, molecular function: protein binding. Gene Ontology annotation, cellular component: cytoplasm. NCBI's taxonomy places the organism in Eukaryota, Metazoa, Chordata, Actinopteri, Cypriniformes, Cyprinidae. Gene Ontology annotation, biological process: regulation of GTPase activity; signal transduction.
UGAUGCAGUAACACAGGAGCAUCAGCAGUCCAAAAGAGCUUCACAGGACAGGCGGGAGUGCGCACUCGCUCACCCACAGAGACAGACCGCGAUUGGAAGCGCGAGGCGGUCGGACCUUGCGUUUCGUUUCGCUGCCGCGCCGUAUCUUUUUUUUUUCACGCGAGUGCCGAGGACCGCAAGGAGGGGAAAAAGUUGAUUUCAGAGACUCUCCAACUAACGGGCAUGGCCGCUCCCAGAUCCCCCUGAACGCCAGUUUAUGGACCGACCCGACCCUUCCCCCUUGUUCUCCCUGCCUCUCUGUCGCCUUCCCCGGGGAGGGACCGCACCGGCGACCGUGAUGAGUGACCAGUGCAGCCGCUACACAAACAAAGGCGGGUUACCAGGGGAAACGGGGCUCUCUACUUCUGGACUGGGUCUCCGGUGGGAAUAGCGUCGGCUCAUCUGCAUCGGUCCUGAAUGAACCGCUGGAACAAAGACAAAUACUGUUGGACGUGUGAGAACCUGACGGCUGAAAAUCACUUCGCAAUCGUGGAGACCCAGCUAGAGAUGUGGAUCCACUUACAGGCUUUCUUCUGAAUAACUCCCGGACAGAUUGAGCCAUGACGGAACGGGAUGGCCGUUGCGAUUUGUCCAUCGCCCCGGGGCAGGUGUAUAUCGAGGUGGAGUACGAUUAUGAGUACAAGGCGAAAGAUAGACUCAUCUCCAUACGGCAGGGUGAAUGCUACAUGUUGGUUCGCAAAACCAAUGAGGACUGGUGGCAGGUUCGUCGGGAGGAAGGCACCAAGGCUUUUUACGUCCCUGCCCAGUACGUCCGAGAGGUCAGACGUGCCCUUAUGCCGCCACCUAAACCUCGCGCAAAGCCCCCUAACGUUCUUGAAAUCGCCCAGUGCCGGUCGUCGAACGAAAAUCUCAACCAACGCGCUCCUACGGAACGGUCCAGCUCCGGCAGGCCACCUCCCUCGACGACGCCUUCCCCAUUGCCAGGUCAACUGACGCCGCCUUUGUUGUUGCGGGACAGCAAUCAGAACUCGGGGAUGAAGAACGUUGUUGCAGAGCUCACUCUGCUUAAUAACAACAACCAUCAUAACUAUCAUCAUGGCAACCCCACGCUUCCACAAGGGCGAGCGGAAUCCCCUCCGCGAGAGCAAGGUUGCCUGGGGAAGCUCCCAGGCGGGUUGUCGGUGGACACGGACGGAAGCGUUUCACCAGGAGAUGGGAUGGACAAAAUGAGAAAUGACUCUGAAUCUGGAGAUGAGCUCAGCAGCAGCUCUACCGAACACAUGCAGGGCAUAUCUCCCACCGGACAGGGUCGAGCCGAGUCCCCCGUUUACACCAACCUCCAGGAGCUAAAGAUCUCUCAGUCGUCUCUCCCACCUGUUCCCUCUUCCUCGCCUCUUCAUAUCCUGGGCGACUGGGAAACGCACAAAGAUACGAGUGGAAGAAACUUCUACUACAACCGCACGACUCAGGAGAGGACCUGGAAACCGCCCCGCUCUCGAGACAACGGGGUCAGUCGAGGGGACACGUCCAACACUGGAGACAUGGAGCAUUUGUCAUCUGAAGAGAAUUGCCCCAGCACACACUCCAGUCAGUCAGACAGUCAGUACGGGUCGCCCCCUAGAGGCUGGUCUGAGGAACUGGAUGAACAUGGCCACACGCUCUAUGUGUCCGAAUACACCAAUGAAAAGUGGAUCAAGCAUGUGGACGAACAAGGGCGGCCGUAUUACUACAGCGCAGACGGAUCCCGCUCAGAGUGGGAGUUACCAAAAUAUAAUCUCUCUCCUCCGAUCUCUGGAGAAGCUCCUAAGAGUCACAGUUUGGAAAGGAAACAGCAAGAGCCCAUUGUGCUGACCAAGUGGAGACACAGCACUUAUGUGCUGGACAUUAGUGACAAGCUGCCAUUCAAAAGCAGAUGGUUCAGCGUGAACCGCCUCCCCAGGGGCUUCGGCCUGUCACUGUACAGAGAAGAGUCUGUAAAUGCCAAACACAACUCUCCUGAAUCAGACUCCUGCCCCUCUUCACCAAAACACCCCUCCACCCCUUCCGAAAAGUGCGGUGUUCUCAAUGUCACCAAGAUUACUGAACAUGGCAAAAAAGUCAGGAAGAAUUGGGCCUCCACCUGGACUGUCCUGCAGGGAUCCUCUUUACUUUUCGCAAAGGGUCAGGGCAGCGGCACCAGCUGGUCGUACUGCCGCAAUGGUUCCUUUCCUGAACUCCUCCUUUCAUUGCUAAGUAACUGGAAGCGUUCGAUUAAGCCCCGGCCUGCAGUGUCCUAUGCUCACUGUAGACGCAGCCGGGCUCCCUCUUUCGGAGGCAACCAAUCCAAACCUGAAUUUACAGUGGACCUGCGAGGCGGUUCGGUGGAGUGGGCAUCCAAAGAAAAAUCCAGCAAGAAACAUGUCAUUGAACUGAAGACACGAGUGGGCACAGAGCUGCUGAUCCAGUCUGAGAUUGACAGCGUUAUCAAUGACUGGUUCAGAGCGCUUUCUGAGACCAUCAACACACAUGCUUGGGAGUCUGAUGAGGCCAUCGAAGAGGACAUGCCUGAAUCUCCAGGAACUGAGAAACACGACAAAGAGAAAGACCCUCGAGACUCGAAGAAAAACAGAGUAGUAAAGAACUCCAGUUUGGAUUCGUCUGAGCAGAAGAAGACCAGAGUCAAACUGAAGAAGUUCCUCACUCGGAGACCAACGUUACAGGCUGUCCGGGACAAGGGCUAUAUAAAAGAUCAGGUGUUCGGCUGCAGUUUGACCGCCCUGUGUCAAAGAGAAGGCACUUCUGUGCCUAAUUUUGUCAAGAUGUGCAUCGAGCAUGUGGAGAAUACAGGCUUGAACGUCGAUGGCUUGUAUAGGGUCAGCGGAAACCUGGCAGUCAUCCAGAAACUGCGCUUUGCGGUCAAUCACGAUGAAAAGGUGAAUCUGGAAGACAAUAAAUGGGAGGAUAUCCAUGUGACUACAGGUGCUCUGAAGAUGUUUUUCCGGGAGCUUCCAGAGCCUCUGUUCACUUACGCCUCCUUUAAUGACUUUGUCGAAGCCAUCAAACACUCAGAUUACAAGCAGCGAGUCCAAUCCAUAAAAGACUUGAUCAAACAGUUGCCAAAACCCAAUCAGGAAACAAUGAAAGUGUUAUUCAAACACCUGAAAAGAGUUAUAGAUCACGGCGAGGUGAACAGGAUGACUACCCAGAGCGUGGCUAUCGUGUUCGGCCCAACCCUGCUGCGGCCGGAGAUCGAGACAGGCAAUAUGGCGGUUCACAUGGUCUAUCAGAACCAGAUUGUAGAACUCAUCCUUCUAGAGUAUGACAACAUUUUUGGCAGGUAGAACAUCUCUAAGUGAGAAUCAAUCCAGACAACACAAUGCCAGAAGUUUAACAUCUCACAUCCAUCGCACAAAAAACGCGCCACUGCUGUGGACCAAGCUUAAUAGAGUACAUAAACAAACGUGAGUGGAUUUACUGUGACAUAUGACUGGAUAUAAGCAAAGAAAAUGAAUACAAGAAGAUUCUUUAUGCACUUAAUAUUUUUUGAAGUUUUGAGGAUAUACACAUUUUUCUUUCUUUUUUUUCCAUUUGGAUUGUCAUUCCUUGGCUUAGAAUAAGCUGGAUGGACUUUUGGACAAUUACAGAUGGUCAUUAGUCUGCAUUAUGCGUUUUUUUUGAGAUAUGGGAACAUUUUCCUAAGUUGGACACUGGAAUGGAGUUUAUCUUAGCCAGUAUUGACGACUGGAAUGAAAACUGACUGAGCGGACACUUCUCACCAGAUUGAGUUGUUUGCAUUGAAAUGUUUAAAAGAAAUACUGAUUCUGGGUUUGAUGUAUUCUGGGCUCUCCCGGGGCUCAGAGUUUUUAUUUUCUUCAUUUUUUUUCCUGUGGAAUAAGCUGAAAGUGCACUGUAUUAGGAGACAGUAUUAUUUGACAAUGACUACUGACCUACGGAUAAUGGGGUCGAUUUAAUUGGACAAUGAUUAAUAUUCAGUAUUAGGACAGGAAUCCUGUUUCAAAUAGUUUUUUUUCCAUAUCCACCCAUGUUUGCCCUCCAUCCACACCUCCCUAAAGUUUACUGGAGAAGUCGUGCGCCUUUUGCUUCAGGACUCAUCACACACUCGUGUCGUCCAGUAGAGGAACUUCCUUUUAAUGACCCUCUCUCUUCAAUGAAAUAUCAGGACUUUCACGUGUUUGAAGUCAAACCUGUGUUGUUUCCUCUGAAUAAAUGGACUGUGUUGUGCUGAAUUGUGUAACAGUAUGAAGAGAACCAGAUGUGAACCCCGGUGUGUUGUGUUUAAAAGCAAGAGCUCUCAAAAACAGUCCGAGAUCUGGUCUCUCGCCCUUGUAUCUCUCUAGGCUUACUGGAAAACGAAAGGUGAGCUGCUUAGAUCGGCAUUUAGGCCUUGCACCGUUUCAGAUCAAUACAGAAUAUUCAUCUCCUGUUUCCUGCUCUGCCCCUGGAUGGAAAGGAGCUUGAUAACAAAUUGACAGGAUGGUACUGGGAAUAGUACUGCAGCUAGUGCUAACUGAAGGUACGCCUUCUCCGUCUCGUUUUUAACUAAAUUCUGAAAACAUAUGUACAGAUUACUACAAGAACUUGAACCUGUUGUACAAAAAAAAAAACCAAUAAUGAAGUGUGGUGGCUUGAAGUUGUGUGUCAGUAACAAGUGAAAAGAUCUCAUUUUGUUGAUGUACGGAUGAAGGAAAUGAGUGUUCGAUGGGACGGGGGAGGGGUGAUGUCAUCACACAUUGUGAACUGCACAUUUUGAAUGUAAUUUUCAGACUAACUGCUGUUAUUGAAAUUGACGUCUAAUCCUAAUUAAAAAGACAAACUCAUGGAUAAUAUUAAAGUGAUAAUGCUUGA